AUGGAUGCAAAACUGAAGCGAAUGGACCCAUCGGUGCAGUGUAGCGACAACCUGAUGACUCUGAAGGUCAGACGGGUCAGAGAUGCGCAUUUUCUCGUGGAUAGUGGUGAGAGACCUCUUACUCCUUUGUCUCGAAUGCCCCCUAAAUGUGGCUUCUCUGUGAAGAGGACCCGCAGAGAUGUGCAGUUUGCUGCAUCCUACCAGGGCUGCCAUGUUACCCAGCAGGAUGGUGAUUACGUCCUACCGCUGCGCUUAUGGGGGGCACCAAUGACCAUGUCUUGCCCUGCUGUGUUGCCAUCGCCCUCUGUUUUCUGCUUUGCGUCUGGGAUGGUGGUGAAGAUCAGUGGCGUUACAGCAGAUGAGCUCAAAGUAAAAGACAUAAAUCCUGCUGUAGAAACAGUUGCGCCUCUGAGUGACAGCGAUCAGGUCCUGCAGCAUCCUCAGUACCAUCAGCUCCCAAUGUUUCCACAAUACUUCCAGCCCAUGCCAACAAAUACUCCAGACCCUUCUGAAGAUACAGUGGCGCCGUUGCCACAUCCACAGUUUUACUCAGGAGCUCCUGCAGACUACACCAAUGAAAACCAAGAUGUUCCUGCAGCAGAAAACCGUGAAUUCCCGUUCAUGCCACAGUUCCAUCAGUACCCUUUUCUUCCUGAUCCUGAACCACCAACACAGUCUUCUGCCGGUGAAAACACUGCCGAUCCCCUGGCCCAGUACCCACAAAUGCAACAAUCUCCACAUUACCAAUAUUCUGAUUUUCCACAAUUCCCAAUGGAACCUGAAAUUUUCCAUCCCACAACCCCAGCUCCUCCUCUUGCCACUAGCACGGAGGCUUUGGUAACCCCACCUGCGCCCGCUAUGGAGGUGGAGGGGAAUCCUCAAGUUCCUGAGCAGCAAAAGUUUCCAGUGCCUCAUCCAUAUCCUCUGCUGUCAUUCCCUAAACACCCACCAUCUCUAAAGGAUCAAGCUCAAGCUACCGAAGACACCAAAUUUGUAAUCCAGCUGCCCAAACCACAACACAUGCAUCCUCAGUCCUACCAGAUCCCUGUGAUGUAUCCUUCUCCCAACAAUCCUCCUCAAAGGCAAAAUACUCCAACUGCAGCUCCCACCGCCAUCCCCCCAACAGCCAGUACAGCUGCCAGUCAGAAGCCUACUGCUCAGAAGUCGUUUUAUCAUCCACACCCGUAUAUACCAGUUUAUUACAUUCCUCAGCAGGCUGACAUGCCUGUAUUUCCUGAUCCUCCAACCACGCCUCCUGACAGCCCAGCUCCAUCUGAUCAGCCUGAACGUCAGCCGGCCUACGGGGACAUGCCUCCUUUCCUUUUCCUUUCACAUGAGAAUCCGAAACCGGUUGGAAGAGAGCGGUGA
Messenger RNA from Stegastes partitus (bicolor damselfish), 1368 nucleotides. The record is from RefSeq and is a predicted model, not a curated record. NCBI's taxonomy places the organism in Eukaryota, Metazoa, Chordata, Actinopteri, Pomacentridae.